CGGAAGUGAGGAGACAGCUCACGCGCCGGGAUAAUAAAGCAUAUUCAUCUCAAAUUGGAUAUAUUUUAACUUAAAUGCAACGAUAUUUAAGUCAUUGUAGGUGCAGUUUUGAAUGGAACAUCAAAAGGUUGUGUUAUACACAUUUACACAAUUUAUUCUGUUAUGUUUCAUCGCGUUAAAUGCAGAGCAGCUGUCAGACGACGGAGGCGGCUGGUCAUCAAUUUCAGAUUUCAGAUUAAAUGAUGAAGGUCCUUGUAGCAUCGACGUGUUGGACAGCUCUCUACUCUCAUAUCAAGAGUUCAUUGAGAGAUAUGCCUACAGCAGACCAGUGAUCCUGAGAGGCCUGACAGAUAACACAAAAUUCAGGUCAUUGUGCUCCAAGUCAAGCUUACUAGAAGAAUAUGGCAAGAAGAGAGUGCGGCUCAGCACAGCUAACACUUAUUCUUAUAAGAAAGUGGAUGUCCCAUUUCAGGAAUAUGUGGACAUGUUUUUAAGACCUCAGUCUGUGGACACUCUUGGGAGCGACACGCUUUAUUUUUUUGGAGACAACAACUUCACUGAGUGGACAAGUUUGUUUGAGCACUACAAGUCUCCACCGUAUGUUCUACCUCACACCAGCGGAGCGUACAGCUUCGGGAUCGCAGGUCCAGGAACAGGGGUCCCCUUUCACUGGCACGGCCCCGGUUACUCUGAGGUCAUCUAUGGAAGAAAGCGCUGGUUCCUCUACCCACCAGACCAGGAGCCUCAUUUCCAUCCAAACCGGACCACCCUGUCUUGGUUGAUGGAAACGUACCCCCACCUGCCUGAGGAGGAGGCUCCACUGGAGUGCACUAUUAGACCUGGAGAGGUGUUGUAUUUUCCCGACCGCUGGUGGCAUGCAACUCUCAACUUGGACACCAGCGUCUUCAUCUCCACCUUCCUCGGUUGAGCUUCAUCGUUAGCUCUUCAUUGUUAUUUUUCAUUCCUUGUAAUGUUAAAAAUCUUUUAAAUUAUAUUUUUCUUUCAGUCUAACACAGAUGCUAACUGUAAAUAAGAGUUGGAUAUAGCGCCCAAAGAAGAAGAGCCCAAGAAUACUUUCUUGGGCUUCAAUUAACGCUGAUUUAUGAAAUUUGGGUCCAAAAUCACCUACUGUUUCACCAGCUAUGAAACUAAUAAAUUGUACACUUUUAAAUUGA
Cheilinus undulatus (humphead wrasse) is the source of this 1175-nucleotide messenger RNA. It is a transcript of the gene jmjd8, whose product is annotated as jumonji domain containing 8. Bases 113 to 928 code for a protein of 271 amino acids. The transcript is spliced from 9 exons. Lineage: Eukaryota; Metazoa; Chordata; Actinopteri; Labriformes; Labridae. The record is from RefSeq and is a predicted model, not a curated record. Gene Ontology annotation, cellular component: cytoplasm.